UGCUGGUUGGCUCUAAAUAUUACAGUAGUGUUCAUAUUGAGACCGUGAUCAUCAUUCGUGAUCUCUCUUACUUUUCUAUCUUCUUUGUUCUCCACAUAUGUUAAGGCACAUAUUAACAAUGGUAACAAGUCGAUUUUUCCUCUUGCAAACAAGGUUGUUGCUGGUAUACUACUGUUGUAUUGCUAGCUUUGCUAUAGUGGUAGCAGUACAAACCAGCAAUGUCUCCACAGAUGAUCAGUCUGCUCUUCUUUCUCUCAAAGCCAGCAUCACCAGUGAAGGUCAAAACAUGAUCUUCACCAACUGGUCCACCAAUAACAUUUGCAACUGGGCUGGGGUUACUUGUGGUGCAAGCCACCGCAGAGUCAAGGUCUUGGACCUGUCUUACUUUGGUCUUUCAGGCACCAUUCCUGCGGAGCUAGGUAACCUGUCAUUUCUUGUUGAUCUGGACUUCACAAAUAACAGCUUCCAAGGUCCCUUGCCCCAAGAAUUGGCUCGUCUACACAGGUUGAAGUUCAUUAGCUUUGGAUUCAACAACUUUGGGGGAACAAUUCCAUCAUGGUUUGGGUCCUUGUCCAAACUUCAAACCUUGGAUUUGUACGGUAAUCAAUUUUCAGGUUCCAUGCCCGCUGCCAUCUUCAACUUAUCUGCACUACAAGUAAUAGAUCUCAAAAAUAAUCAUCUAUCGGGUAGCAUACCAGCAGAAAUCGGGAACUUAACACUGCUUAAGGCGGUAUACCUUGAUAACAAUAAAUUCGAAGAAAUUCCAAACGAGAUUGGCUAUUUGGAUCAGGUAGAGAAUUUCUUGAAUGGUAGAAUUCCAGACAAUAUCUGCCAGCAUCUUCCUAAUAUUCAAAAACUGUAUUUUGCUCACAACAAGUUUGAUGGUCCACUUCCAUCCACACUGUGGCAAUGCAAACAGCUUCUUGUAUUAUCAUUGGAGGGUAACAAUUUCACUGGAAGCAUACACAAGAAUAUUGGGAACUUGACUCGCAUAAGAAAGAUUUAUCUUGGUAACAACAAUUUGACAGGUACUAUACCACAUGGAGUAGGUGAUCUUCCAAAUCUAGAGAUUUUGUCACUCAUGGGUAAUAAUCUUAAUGGCCUCGUCCCAUCCACAGUCUUCAACAUGUCCACAAUAAGAGUGAUAUCUAUUACUAGUAAUAAUCUCUCAGGUAGCUUCCCAACAAACAUAGGCCUUGGAUUUCCAAACAUACAAGAGUUUUAUGCAUCGAGUAAUAAACUCAGUGGAGUAAUUCCCAAAUCCAUCUCGAAUGCUUCUAAGCUCACUGGCCUAGACCUGGGAGAUGAACUUUGUCAGCUGAAAAACCUAGGUGACUUGCUUCUGCAAGGCAAUCAACUCUCUGGUUCUAUACCUUCCUGCUUGGGUGAUCUAAAUGCAGCUCUAAGAAGUCUAUCACUAGGGUCCAAUUUGUUAACUUCAACAAUACCAUCUACCUUGUGGAGGCUUACUUAUAUCCUGCACUUGGACUUGUCAUCCAAUUAUCUAAGUGGACUUCUCUCAAAAGAGCUUGGUUAUUUGAAAGUUGUGACAGAUAUAUAUUUAUCAAACAACCAUUUUUCGGGUUCGAUACCAAAUAGCAUUGGGUCUCUCACAGAUUUGGUCAUUCUCAACCUAGCAAACAAUAGUUUAGAAGGCUCUAUUCCUGUUACUUUUGGUGAAUGUCCAAGCUUAGAAUUCUUGGAUUUAUCCAAAAACAAUCUGUCAGGGGUGAUUCCAAAGUCUCUAGAAGCACUUUCACAUCUCAGAUUUUUGAAUUUGUCCAUCAACAGACUCCAAGGAGAAAUUCCAGAAGGUGGAGCUUUCGGACACUUGUCUUAUGAAUCAUUCUUCUCAAAUGGUGAACUCUGUGGUUCACCCCACCUGCAGGUUCCACUGUGUCCAAAUUCAACGAGCAGUACUCCACUGUGUCAAAAUAGAUGCAUUAUUACUAUUUUGAAGUAUAUUAUUCCAGGGAUCCCCUUAGCAAUACUCAUAGUGGCCUUCAUAUAUAUGGAGAUUGAUAUUGCAUAGAAAAAGGAAUGCAAAAGCUGCAAAAGUGACUACAUUGUUACCACCACAACCUCUUUGGAGAAGAGUUUCAUACAAAGAACUCCGAAGGGCGACAUAUGGAUUUGCUGAAACUAACUUACUUGGCA
This is a messenger RNA of Rosa rugosa (rugosa rose), 2157 nucleotides long. RefSeq names its product LRR receptor-like serine/threonine-protein kinase RGI5. Gene Ontology annotation, biological process: hormone-mediated signaling pathway. Gene Ontology annotation, cellular component: plasma membrane. The transcript is spliced from 6 exons. The record is from RefSeq and is a predicted model, not a curated record. Lineage: Eukaryota; Viridiplantae; Streptophyta; Magnoliopsida; Rosales; Rosaceae. Bases 98 to 2032 code for a protein of 644 amino acids. Gene Ontology annotation, molecular function: protein binding.